UAAAACAUGAGUUGUAUCUGCUGUAACUUCAAAUGUUGCUUUAUUUUCAGUACUAGGUGUUGGUGAUCAUCUCCUUUCUCAUUCAACUUCAUUAAAAAUGGAAAACAGCUCAUUUGGAAUUAGUUCUCAGCUAACCCUGGAUACUUUUUUCAUUCCACCUGGAGGAAAGUAUCCAGUGUUUUUUUUUGGACUAGCUAUUUACUUGUUUGGAAUGUCCUGCAAUCUGACUUUGAUGUCUUUGAUUAUUCUUAAGGAAAAUCUUCACAAGCCCAUGUAUUUUAUACUGAUUAGUCUGCCCCUCAAUGAUCUGAUAGGAAUAACAGCAAUGCUACCAAAAAUACUUUCAAAUAUUGUUACAGAGACUCAUAUAGUGUCCUAUCCUCUCUGUGUUCUACAAGCUUUUCUUCUCCACAUGUGUGCUGGUGGAAUUCUGUUUGUUCUCGCAGCAAUGUCCGUUGACCGUUACAUUGCCAUUUGUAUGCCUCUACGGUACAGCUCUUACAUGACUCCAAGAAUUAUUGCUCUUAUUAUCUGCCUGGUUUGGGGUUGUGACUUUGUCUUUAUCCUAUCCCUCUUUUCUCUUCAGUCAAGGCUCACGAGGUGUAGAUCUGUAAUACUGAACGUAUUUUGUGACAACCCAUCUCUUGUGAAGCUCAUGUGUGGAAACACAGCUGUCAAUAACGUAAUUGGUCUGUUUAUCACAGCUUUCAUACAAGUUCUUUGUAUGUCUAUUCAGGCAUACUCUUACCUUAAAAUUCUGAUUGCAUGUUUGAGUAGGAAGCAAUCUGACACUAAGACAAAAGCAGUAAACACUUGUGUUGCACAGUUGGUUAUUCUUCUCAUAUUUGAGGUUGCAGGAACUUUCACAGUUUUAUCGCAUAGAUUCAAAAACAUUUCUACUGAUUUACAAAAGGUAAUGGGGAUGCUAAUGUUUCUUUUACCUCCACUUAUUAAUCCUAUUGUGUAUGGCCUGUAUACUAGUGAAAUACGAAGAACUUUCCUGGAUAUAUUUAAGAAGAGAGUAACCUGAAUUUCACUCAGAUCCCACAAUGCAUUUAUCCAUUUGUUAUUUUUAAAAUACAAUCACAAUAUUAAAAAGCAGAAUUCUAAU
This is a messenger RNA of Cyprinodon tularosa, 1111 nucleotides long. Its product is annotated as olfactory receptor 52J3-like. The transcript has a single exon. Gene Ontology annotation, biological process: G protein-coupled receptor signaling pathway. The record is from RefSeq and is a predicted model, not a curated record. Lineage: Eukaryota; Metazoa; Chordata; Actinopteri; Cyprinodontiformes; Cyprinodontidae. Gene Ontology annotation, cellular component: membrane. Bases 98 to 1030 code for a protein of 310 amino acids. Gene Ontology annotation, molecular function: G protein-coupled receptor activity; olfactory receptor activity.